AUGUACACAGCCGGGACAUUCUCCGUAAGAUUCUGCGGACUCCACGAGGUCCAGAAAUUCUUCUAUAAUGUCCACUCCCUCCUGAAGUUCUCUGGUUUUGGGACGCACGUUGUCGUCGAUACCAGUGCCACCAUUGGUGCCAAUUUUGGUUACAUCUCUUUCGUUUCCAUCGUCGUCUCGUAUGCGUGCAUUUUCCGGGCCCUGUUGAGGAUGCCAGCCGCCGAGAGCCGAGCAAAAGCCUUCUCUUCCUGCCUGCCCCACCUUGUCAUGGUCACCAUCUUCCUCUGUAUGGCCGCCAUCUCCUACCUCAAGCCCAUGUCAGACUCCUCCUUAGCUCUGGACAUACUGGUGUCCAUGUUCUACGCCGUGGUUUUUCUGAUGGUCCUGUUUGCCGGCUCAGAGCUGUUUGUCCUCACGGCGAUGUCCUAUGACAGCUACGUGGCCAUCUACCACCCCCUGCGCUAUAGGGUCGUCGCCAACCAUGGGGAUUGCGUCUCUGGUUCUGGGACGCACGUUGUCACAGAUACCAGUGUCUCCAUUGGUGCCAAUUUUGGUUUCAUCUCUUUAGUCUCCAUCGUUGUGUUGUACGCGCACAUCUUCCGGGCCAUGCUUUGGAUGCCGUCUUCCAAGGCCUGGACCAAAGCCUUCUCCACCUGCCUGCCCCACCUCAUAGUCGUCACCAUCUUCAUCUCUACGGCCACCAUUGCCUACUUCAAGCCCGUGUAA
Molecule: messenger RNA, 726 nt
Organism: Tachyglossus aculeatus (Australian echidna)
Lineage: Eukaryota; Metazoa; Chordata; Mammalia; Monotremata; Tachyglossidae
Product: olfactory receptor 14K1-like
Exons: 3
Coding region: 1-726 (241 amino acids)
Cellular component (GO): membrane
Source: RefSeq, a predicted model, not a curated record